Molecule: messenger RNA, 569 nt
Organism: Erythranthe guttata (spotted monkey flower)
Lineage: Eukaryota; Viridiplantae; Streptophyta; Magnoliopsida; Lamiales; Phrymaceae
Product: ubiquitin-like protein 5
Biological process (GO): protein modification process
Molecular function (GO): protein binding
Source: RefSeq, a predicted model, not a curated record
CAGAAAAUAGAUUGAUAUACAUACAGAGCAAAAAAGGGGGAAAGGGGAAUUCUAAUUUUCUUCUAGGGUUUGGCGCUGCUGUUGAGAAAGAGAGGUGAAAAUGAUUGAGGUGGUGCUGAACGAUCGUCUGGGGAAGAAGGUGCGCGUGAAGUGCAACGACGACGACACAAUCGGAGAUUUGAAGAAGCUGGUGGCUGCGCAAACUGGUACACGCGCCGACAAAAUAAGGAUCCAGAAGUGGUACACCAUCUACAAGGAUCACAUCACCCUCAAGGAUUACGAGAUCCAUGACGGCAUGGGCCUCGAGCUCUACUACAACUAAUUCCUCACCCAAGCAGCCCUUGGAAUGCGUGAAGAUGGAUAUAUAUAGAUAAAAUAGCCGGUGUCUGCUUGAAGAAUGAAUUAGGGAUAUAAUCAUCAUGUAUGUUUUUGGCUAAACUUCGUAAACCCUAUAAAUUCGUUACUUUAAUAUGUACCUAAAUGUUCAGGCAUUGGCAUUUCAAAGUAUGGAUGUGAAGAUAUUCAUGUCACUAUUUUCGUAGUUUCGGUUGGUUAUCGUUGACUUUGGU